AUGGUUUAUACAGAUGCGGACCUUGUUCAGCCGCCUAUCCAAAAUUCUGGAUUUUUCUUGGUAACCCGUGUGUACAGUACCGUUGAUCAAGUACUAUAUGCAUGUGCUGAAGCUCCAGAUUUGCUAGAUGCUCGAUGUCGGAAUGACGCACAAUGCCCCGAAGGCCAAAUCGCUGGAAAUAAGGUGCCUGAGGAGUUUGCACACUUAACAAACACAUCGUGGUUUGAUGUUGAAAGUUAUGGGCACGGACCUUUUACUGGACGCUGUUUACGCAAAACAAUGACAUGCGAAGUAAUUGCUUGGUGUCCCAUUCUGGAAAACACGGAUCCACAGGACUACUCCUGGUAUCCCUCUGUACUAUCAGAUUACAACAACCUGAGUCUUACCAACAGGUCUGACCACGCUUCAAAACGUUUCUUCGAUAAGAUUUUAAUCAAACAAAGAAAGACGCAGGUAGAUGAAGAUAGUUUAAAAGAGAACAAAGUUGCUCCAUUGUAUGAAGUCCUCAAUUUCACCGUUCUCAUUCGAAACAUCAUCGAAUUUCCAUUUUACAAAAUCAAACGAAAUAACAUCCUCGGUUGGAUGAAUAACACAUAUUUAAAGAUGUGCCGCUUUAACGUCUCAGACGAGGUAGAUCGUCAUUUCCCCCGUUUCCGCAUUCAGGAUGUCAUCACUCUGUCUGGGGCGGAUAUUUGGUAUAUAUUGCUUCAUGGCGGCAUCAUUGAUAUAAACAUUAAUUGGGAUUGUGACUUGGAUAAAGCACUGGAAAAGUGCGUACCUGCUUAUUCAUUUCGGUACUUAGGAGCACUAACCAGCACUGCCACUGACGAACGGGAUAUAGUUCAUAUGGACGAGAAAUACUACCUAGAGUUCGGUAACUACUUCACAUCCUCACAGCAUAGGCGCUUACUACACAAGUUCAAUGGCAUCCAAUUUCUCAUAUCUGUCACUGGAAAAGGAGGAAGAUUCAGUUUACUUGAAUUUAGUAUGAAAAUUGGCUCCUGCAUGGCCCUUUUUGGUACUGCAACGCUUCUCUGUAAUCUUAUUCUCAUUCAUUUUAGUCCUGACAGACGUCGCUACAAACAGACGGUGUAUCGUCUUCGCACCCUCACAAAAUGCAAGGGUUUUAUUAAGAGAAGUCUUGCUAAUCUUUCUCCACCUAAACCUGCGCUUAACAAGCCGAAGAAUUUGGAGACAGCGAUUGAGUUUUAUGCCGGCCGCAAUGUUACGGGAAUGCUCCCUGGAUUCAAAAUAAACAUUGAGAAGCAAAGCGAGAACUGUGCAGCUAGUAUAACUGAAGAAGACCGUCAGUGUCCGUCAAUAAUACAAAGAAAAUUUGUUCAAGUAAAUCUCCCCCUGAAAGGAAAUGACAGUCCAGAAUUUUUUUUGGAGUAUUUGCACUUUACUGGAAAAGCCACGCCUCAACCGAUGCUACUUGAUUUACAAAUCACUCCUGGUAUAAGGAGUAGUAGAAUUUUGUUAAAUCCGAUUAACUUUAAAAAACAACUUCUGGAAGAUUUGAAUUGGAUUUAA
This is a messenger RNA of Echinococcus granulosus, 1533 nucleotides long. Its product is annotated as P2X purinoceptor. NCBI's taxonomy places the organism in Eukaryota, Metazoa, Platyhelminthes, Cestoda, Cyclophyllidea, Taeniidae. The record is from RefSeq and is a predicted model, not a curated record. Gene Ontology annotation, cellular component: nuclear inner membrane. The coding region runs from base 1 to 1533 and encodes 510 amino acids. Gene Ontology annotation, molecular function: extracellularly ATP-gated monoatomic cation channel activity. The transcript has 2 exons.